AGUGACUCUGAUUGGAUGCGCAGUUCGGCUUUAAACAGACGGCGCAGGAUUUUUAGCGUGUGUGUGUGUGUGUGUGUGUGUGUGUGUGUUGUGUCAUGGCUUCAGAACUCGAGUUUCUGCGAGAUCAGGUGAACAGGUUGAAUUUAGUCCUUGGCCGUUAUCAGGACGCUCCAUCGGCUUUCACACAGGGGGAAGAUGUAGAGUGUGAGUCCGCAGCACCCUGGAUCACAGACCAAAGCAUCGUGGCUCCUCUGAUAGUGGAAUAUGAUCGUCACAUGCAGCAGAUGGAGAAACAGCUCAAACUCUACCAGAGGCAGAUGGAGGAUGUCAGGGCCAGUCUGGAGCAGGUGGUGCGUGAGAAUGAACGGCUCUAUGCGGAACAGCGGCUCUGUGUAGAGAAACAGCUCCAGUCUCUCUCUGUGGAUGAAGAUGCUGCAGCAGAUGCAGUCGCCAUGAGCAACCUGGAGGACCAGGUCAAGUGUGCAGUGGAGGAGAAGGAGCAGGCAGUACAGAUGUGGCGAGUCGCUGCUCAGGAGCUGGAUCGUCUGCAGAAACUUUACCAGACCACCAUGAGGGACGAACACAUACACACUGCACAACACCAACACACACAGAAUCAGAUUGCCCAGCUCCAACAACACGCCCAGAAACUUCAGGCGACGAAUCAAAACCUGGAAUCGACGAACGAACAGCUCCUGAAGACCGUAACAGAACAGAGCAGUGAACUGGAAGAACUACGAAAUCAGCUCAGGGAGGCGAAGCAGGAUCUCAGGACAGCUACAGCUAAAGUGGACGAGAUGACUAAGCUCAUGAAGAACGUUCAGGACCAGAUGCAGCGCACGGAGGAGGAUGCAGCAGAGGCUCAUGGGAGAGAGGAAGCAUCGGAUCGCCGGCUUUUGCAGCUACAGACGGCGCUGAGCCAGAUAGAAGGCAGGCUGAAGGUGGCGAGCCAGGAGGCGGAGUCAGUGAGGAGGAAGGAGGUGCUGUGGGAGAAGCAGGUCGGGGAGCUGCAGAGCCGCUGUGCUGCGUUAGAGGACGACAAGUUCGAGGCUUUUCAGAGACUUCGGGAUUCACUGCAGCUGGCAGAGGAGGCGGCACUGCAGAGAGACCAGGCUCAGCUGCGGGAGAAGCAGAGGGUGGAGGAGUUGGAGAGGAUGAAGGAAGGGAUGAAGCAGCUGGUAGAGGAAGCAGCCGUCCGCACCAGGAAGGAGGUGGAGUGUGUGCGUCAGCAGUGUAACACACAGAUCCAUCGUCUCACGGAGGAACUCGCCGCUCUGCAGCUGGAGUGUUCUGAUAAACAGAGUCAGCUGGAGAGAGCACACAGAGAGAGGAAGGCGGUGGAGGAGGAGCUUGAGAAGGUGUACAGAGAGGGCCGGUACGGUGAAGCAGACCUGAGGAAGACUGAGGCUCUACAUCAGAGGUGUUUAAACGCAGAGAGAAUGAAAGACGAGCUGGAGCACACACUCAACACCACACAAUCCAACAUGAAGAAGAUGGAGCUAGAAUUGAGUGAGGAGCUGUUGCGCUGUCAGGAGGAGGUGCGCAGGCUGCAGGUGGCGCUGUCCAGCACGAGAACCGAGUGCAGCAGUGUGAGUGAGGAGAGACUCAGCCUGCAGCAGGAGAACCAACAACUGCACAGAGACCUGGACACACUGCGCAAAGAGUGUGUGUCCGCGCAGAGACACGCCAAACUGCAGGUGUCGCGCAUGCAGCAGGAGGUGUGUGUGAGGGAGCAGGCUGUAGAGUCGAGGCUCAGAGAGAUGGAGGAAAGCAACAAACACUCCACGGCUGAACUACAGCGCCGCCUGCUGGCACAACAACACAACAACAAACGCUAUAGAGAGGAGAGCAUACAGCUCACACACACACUGCAACACACACUCACCUCACUCAGGGCGGAGCUGAGCAGACAGAAACAGCGCUGUCAGGAGUUGGAGAUUAAUUUACAGUCAGAGCAGGAGAAGAUCCUUGAGUGUGAGCGUGAGUUAGCAGAGCAGCAGGAGAAGAACACUCGCUUACAGACUCGACUCACUCAGGCUGAACACAGAGCGUCCACCGCCUCACAGCAGCUCACCCUGAUGACACAGAGGAGGAAAGCUGCUUCCAUGAUGGACCUGGAGACGCUUCAUUAAUUCCUGCACUGUCUCAGUGGAGCUUUUCACUGAAACUGCAACAUGAAUUUUUGUUGUUUUUUUUUACGAAAAUGAGAACUGUAUAAAACCUUUUUUAACCAUUUCACUCCUGUAUCCUAAACCACACACAUCACAGAAAGCCCUAUGAGCAGCUGACUGAGUUCACUAAAGCGAUAGUUUAUUUUA
Molecule: messenger RNA, 2318 nt
Organism: Pangasianodon hypophthalmus (striped catfish)
Lineage: Eukaryota; Metazoa; Chordata; Actinopteri; Siluriformes; Pangasiidae
Gene: sclt1
Product: sodium channel and clathrin linker 1
Exons: 22
Coding region: 96-2132 (678 amino acids)
Biological process (GO): clustering of voltage-gated sodium channels; cilium assembly
Cellular component (GO): centriole
Source: RefSeq, a predicted model, not a curated record